UUCUAAGACCUGUCCUUUGAAAAUGCAAGGCUCCGAGGAGCAAAAGGAGACACGUGUACAGUUAUCAUCUAAGUUACUGCUUGAAUCAUCAAUGGCUUUGACAAAGAACAGUAAGGUAGAUCAAGAGUUUUUAACAGUUGUUACUGGUAUGAAGCAAGAUGAUGUGCUAGAUUGUAUUAAAAGUGACAAUUCACUUAGACUUCUCGGUGGAAGCAUGAUCCAAAAAGUGGGUAAGUCCAGAAUAGCUAAUGUUAGACAAAAACUUCGGGAAUUGGGUCGUUUGCUAAUUGAAAUGCGCAAAACAACUUCUUUACAAAACUUCAAUGACAUUCUCAAACCUGGAAAUUUCGAUAACAUUACUGAGGUUGUUUGGAACAUUGCUGGAACAUCACAGUCAGGUGAGGAAGCUUUCACAAAAAGAGGUCUGCCAAAAUAUGAGAAGCCAUCUUUGGCUUUAAAACUUGGACAUUCUUUGAAAAAAAUGGCAGAAAUGAAGCGAGGAUGUGCAAUACGAAAUGGAGAUGAAGUGGGGCGAAAAGAGGCUGAAAACUACAUUAUAUUGCAUGCAACUGAAUGGAAUGACAAGAUCAGUAGCCAUGCUUCUCGGACGCUGUCGGAGCGUCAUCAUAAUGAUCCAAACCUCCUUCCACUAACAGAAGAUGUGGUAAAGCUGAGGCGCUAUCUUCUUAAUGAACAACAACGCCUUAUUCCACUAUUGCGUAGUACUCCGUCAGUCAACACCUGGAGAAACUUGGCACUGGUUGCACUUACUCGUGUGACUGUCUUUAAUAAAAGGAGGGGAGGUGAGACGGGACAAAUACUUCUGGAAACGUACAAGAACAGAACCAACUGGAAUGAGGCUGGUAAUGCUGAAGUACUUGGUACCCUUCAACCUCUUGAGAAGAAACUUCUGGAAAGACUUCAACUUGUGGAGAUUGUUGGAAAAAGAGAACGAAAAGUGCCAGUUAUAUUGACAGAAGAUAUGAUCAACGCCAUUGAUACAUUGAAUGCGGCAAGAGAGGAUAUUUUAUUGCUUGUCGAAAACCAAUACCUCUUUGCAGCUCCAACAACAAAAGAUGGUUACUUGAAGGGAUGGGAUGCACUGCACUUUAUGACACAAAAUGCUGGUCUCACCAAACCAGAACUCAUGACUUCGACCAACAUGAGGAAAUAUAUAGCAACAGUUUCACAGAUUGUAGACCUGAACUCAAAUACAGAGCUUGAAUGGUUGGCAAAUCACAUGGGGCAUACACUGUCAGUACAUCGCCAAUACUACCGGUUGCAAGAGCAGACACUUGAGCUUGCUAAAGUUAGCAAACUAUUAAUUGCUUCAGAUGCUGGACAUGCUCACAAAUAUGCAGGGAAAUCACUGGACAAUAUUGCAUUGGAAGAUGUUGAGGACUUUCCUGACUUAGAGGAUGAACCUUUGAAUGAUACUGCUGAAGACAAGGACAUAUUGAAUGAUGAUGUUGGUGUGGAUGAUGGUUUUGGAGUUGAUGAUGAAGAUGAUGAUGACUAUACUGCUGAAAUCAGUGUUGAUCAUGAAGUUGUGCCGAAAAAGCAGGCAAAAGCCAGAAAACCAUGGAAGAAAGAAGACAGAAUACUCCUGAAAAGGGUAUUUUACCAAUGUUUGUCCACUAAAAAAACACCUACCAAAGCAGACAUCAUGCUUGGUGUAAGGAAGAACGAUAAAGUAAAAUCUCUGUUUGAAGAGAGAGGAUGGAAAGCUUUGAAGUACUAUGUUUGGAAUUUAGUCCAACAACAUAACAAGCUGCAAAAGAAGCUACUGGAAAAGAAAGGAAAUUGAUUUGCUCCUUACAUGACUGAGUAACAAUUAUGGUGAUGAAAUUAAAACGAAGGACAUUCUGUAUUCUGUGUCAAACCAUUGGAACAUCCAAGUGACAUAUUUUUUACAUCACAUAUUUUUCAAAGUAACAAUUUAUAGCCCAUCUUCACCCUAAGAUGGUGCACUUUAAAUACAUGUAUUGCCCUGCAUUCAGCCUCUUGCUGUCAUCCAUCCUUAAACAAGCCUUACAGACAUUUUAUGUGAAGUAAGGUUCCCUUUGGUCUAUUGUGCUGUUUUGAUUUUUGAAUGUCUGCUUGACUGCCAUUAUGGCUUUUUGACUUUGAAAUUAUAACACUGAUUUUUUAGAUGGAUCUUUCUCAAAUGUCAUUGUAAAAUUCCUAAUUUUGAUUUUUUCAUUAUUUUAUUGCUAUUUCUUGAGAACUACAAAAUGAAUCUUUUUUUUAUAUAUUUUCCUCAGUCCAUUGUUAUGUUUGUAUUGAUUUUGAAACUGAUCAAAUAAACAAAAUUGCUGUCAUGAUAGUUGUUGACAAUGAAAGCUCAUUGUUUCUUGAGAGGUACUCACGCAUUUGAUUCAAAUUGUUCUCCUAGUUGUACCCUUUUAAUUUGUAAACAUAUUCUAUAUUGAAAUUCCAUAUGUAGGUGCACAUUGGUCUCUAGUUUUGUCUUUUUGACUUCUGGACUGAUCAGAUAAAAAUAAUUGACUGGUUGUCAUCUUGUGAUUUUGACAGUAAAAAUUUGUUUAAUAUUGUAUGAUAAGAAAACAAAAUUAAAUAUGUAUUGAACAAUUUUACUCAAGCUAUAUACUGAACUCUUCAAUGAACACCACUGUAACUUCA
This is a messenger RNA of Pecten maximus, 2643 nucleotides long. RefSeq lists its product as uncharacterized. The transcript has 6 exons. The coding region runs from base 23 to 1807 and encodes 594 amino acids. The record is from RefSeq and is a predicted model, not a curated record. NCBI's taxonomy places the organism in Eukaryota, Metazoa, Mollusca, Bivalvia, Pectinida, Pectinidae.